This is a messenger RNA of Bradysia coprophila, 1805 nucleotides long. RefSeq names its product dnaJ homolog subfamily A member 1-like. Gene Ontology annotation, biological process: response to heat; protein folding. Gene Ontology annotation, molecular function: Hsp70 protein binding; ATP binding. Lineage: Eukaryota; Metazoa; Arthropoda; Insecta; Diptera; Sciaridae. The record is from RefSeq and is a predicted model, not a curated record.
UGUCGCGUUUUCUAGAACAUUCACAGAAAAUUUCAGUCUCUUGUCUCACGAUUGUCAUCGUCAAUUUUAUUUAAAACAUUUGAAAAUCGAGUUUAUUUUAUUAGAACGUUUUUGAGUGAAAGCUGGUUAACUUGGAAAACACUUAAAAGGGAUAAAAUUUACGCUCGCCUGUGUACAAAAUGGUCAAAGAAACUACGUAUUAUGAUAUUCUCGGCGUAUCGCCAAGUGCGUCGUCGGAGGAUUUGAAGAAAGCCUAUCGCAAAAUGGCUUUGAAAUUCCAUCCGGACAAGAAUCCAAAUGAGGGCGAAAAAUUCAAACAAAUAUCCAUGGCCUACGAAGUGUUGGCCGAUCCGGAAAAGCGGCAAAUUUAUGACGAGGGUGGCGAAUCAGCUAUCAAGAAAGGUGGUUCAAGUGGUAGUGGAUUUUCAAGCCCAAUGGACAUAUUCGAUAUGUUUAUCAAUGGAGGUUUUCGAAUGGGUGGCGGUCGUGAACGUCGAGGCAAGGUGCUUGAGCAUGUGUUGAGUGUAACGCUCGAGGAAAUGUACAACGGAUGUGUACGAAAAUUGGCGCUGCAGAAGAACGUGAUCUGUGAUAAAUGUGAGGGUCGUGGCGGCAAAAAGGGAUGCGUCGAGAAAUGUCAAACGUGCCGUGGUAGUGGCACAGAAACACGAAUUCAGCAAAUUGCUCCCGGCAUGGUGCAGCAAAUCGAACAGAUAUGUCGAAACUGUUCCGGCGCUGGCGAGAUAAUUGCUGCCAAGGACCGAUGCAAGCAGUGCAACGGCAAGAAAACGAUUCGCGACCGCAACAUAUUGGAGGUACACAUUGAGAAGGGUAUGCGACACGGACAGAAAAUUGUGUUCAGCGGCGAAGGGAAUCAGGAACCGGACAUGCAACCGGGCGAUAUAAUUGUCAUAUUGGAGGAGAAAAAACAUCCGGUAUUCAAGCGGGCGAACAAUGAUUUGGUGAUGGUGAUGCCGUUGCUGUUGGUGGAGGCGUUGUGCGGUUUUCAAAAGUUAAUCAAGACCUUGGACGAACGACAAUUGGUUGUAACCAAUUUGCCGGGUGACGUUAUUAAGAACGAAGAUUUUAAGUGUAUUACGGGCGAAGGAAUGCCUCAGCAUAAGAAUCCAUUCGAGAAGGGAUUUCUCAUUAUUCAAUUCCAAGUGAUUUUCCCGACGUCCAUUGCGCCUGAAUUAGUACCUCAACUGGAAAAGUGUCUACCGCCGCGGACAAAAGUGGAUAUUCCCAUUGAUGCGGAAGAAUGUUCAUUGGUUGAUUUUGAUCCAGCACAAGACAAUCGACGAUCACAACAUACUCAUGCAGCUUAUGAAGAAGAUGAUGAAAACUAUCAUCAGGGUCCUCGGAUUCAACAAUGUUCCACUAGUUAAAGAAUUUAUUUAUCACACCAUUUAAUAUCGGAAACAUUGAGAACUUUUAAUUCAGAUUCUGAAUUCUUUUCUUUAAAUUUUUUUUUGAGAAAAAAAACUUAAUUUUCUAUCUAAAAAAUGAUUUGUUACGAAACACACUUCGUCUAUAUAGAAUUGCUGAAAAAUCAUCAUUCCCAUCGAAUUUUCAUUAGAAUUUUUCUUUAUUUUUUUCAUUCAGUUUUUAACAUUUUGCCGUAAUAUGAACGAUAGCAGCUUGCGUCGGUCAAAACGGUCAAAACAUUGUUUUUAACGUUGUAUUAAACAUUCGGAGCGAAUUGACUUGACGCCGCGUCGUUGUGUGUAUUUUUCGCCACAUUUUAAUCUCUCAAAUAAUUUCGUUCGUUUUGAGAAAUUCAAAUUGUUCUUUUUUUUUUCAAC